AGAUCUCUGGUUGAGGUUGGGAAAAUAAAAGGGUUAAAAGUGCGCAUGCGAGGUUAUGCCUGCCUGCUAUACCCCUGACAACAACACACAACUCAGGAAGAUAUGAUGGCAGACUCCGGACCCAAGGAAGUAGCGGUGAUCGGGAACACCGACCUCACCUCGGCAGAACUAGAUAACAACAUUAAAAACACGAUGGUUGAGAUUGAAAAAGGGACGAGUCUUCUAAGAAAGAUGGAGAUCAGCGUUGCAGAGGCAGAGAAAAGGACUGGGAAGAAUACAGUCAACAUGCAGGAGCUAUACACUGUUUAUCUAAUUGAGACACGGCCGGUUGAUGCUCUGACAGAAGGUAUAACCCCAGACUCCUUAUGGCGGAGAUACAGCGAGUUUGAGCUACUCAGAAACUACCUGUUGGUCACCUAUCCCUUUGUCGUUGUUGCCCCAUUACCUGAGAAGAGGGCAGAGAUUGUGUGGCACAAGCUGUCGGCGGACAACAUGGACCCAGAAUUUGUGGAGAGGAGGAGGGUUGGACUGGAAAACUUCCUGCACCGAGUCGCCUCCCACCCAGUUCUCUGCAAUGACAAUAUCUUCUAUAUCUUCCUCACUGAGCAGGAUAAAGAUUGGAAGGAAAUGGUGUACGAGACAGGAUUUCAAGCAAAGGCUGAUUCCAGGUUGAAAGCUGUGAAUGCAGCAUUCAGGGUGAAGAAUCCAGAUGGAAGGUUUACAGAGUUGAAACACUACAGUGACGAUCUACAGACUGUACUCUCCCAGCUGCUGAGAGUACGGGCAAGGGUAGCAGAUCGACUGUAUGGGGUGUACAAAGUGCAUGGAAACUAUGGACGAGUCUUCAGUGAGUGGAGUGCCAUUGAGAAAGAGAUGGGAGAUGGACUACAAAGUGCUGGCCAUCACAUGGAUGCGUAUGCUGCUUCUGUAGAUGAUAUUCUGGAGGAGGAGGAGCACUAUGCUGAUCAGCUGAAGGAGUACCUGUUCUAUACUGAUGCACUAAGGGCGGUAUGCAGAAAGCAUGAGUUGACACAGUUUGAGCUGGAGAUGGUUGCACUGGACCUAGCCUGUAAGAAACAGCAGAAGGAGGAACUGGUCACUGGGACUGUGCGGACGUUCUCACUGAAGGGGAUGACCAGUAAGCUGUUUGGCCAGGAGACUGCAGAGCAGAGGGAGGCUAAGUUACAAGUGUUAGAACAGCAGCUAAAGGAGGGAGAGGAGGCUGUUAAAGAGAAGAACACCGAGAGCGAUGAGUUUGUGAAGACUGCCUGGGUAGACAUUGAACGCUUUAAGGACCAGAAGGACCGGGACCUGAAGGAGGCCCUAAUUAGCUAUGCGGUCAUGCAGAUCAGCAUGUGCAAAAAGGGAAUACAAGUGUGGACCAACGCAAAGGAGUGUUUCAACAAGAUGUGAUCUUCAAGGCCAAAGCAGACCCUUCAAAAGAACUGCCAGAACAGGCUUAUCUUCAGGGGACUUGCAUCCCAAAUGGCACUCUUUUCUCUAUAUAUUGCACCACUUUUGACCAGAGCUCUGUGGAGUCUAUGCACUAUAUAUAGGGAAUAGGGUUAUUUUUGGGACUCAUUCCUGGACAUUCAUUCUGCUGAAGUAGCCAUGGCAGCAUACUGAGGUGUUUUGAUCAGUUAUGCACCAGAAGAGAAUCAGUUUAUUCCUUUUCUAUGUCUUUAUCAUGUCUGAUUGCUGGCUGCUUAGAUUAGUCCACUUGCAAUUGCAGUUUUUUCUCAAAUGUAUGUGUUUUUUCGUACACAUUUAAUUUUGCUGAAACGUGGAUUUUGUAAGGAAAAUCACUAAGCACUUUCACUGUGUUUAUAGCAAUGCCAAGAAAUGUGGACUGAAGCUAAUUUUCCAAUGCUGCCUUUUACAAUGUUCAAAAUAAGGUAAUGAGAUUUGUUCUAUAAGAACAAUAUUCUUUACUUUUUUGUUAUUUUCAUGCAUACUUUACUGAUUGUGCUUUUGUAAAUGUUUUACUCUUUUGAGUGGACAGUGUGGUUGGUAUAUUGAAGUUUCUGUUUUCUCUACUCUCUCAUUGCAUUGUCCCAGUGUACUAAAUAAGUGGUUCAACCUUUUCAGAUGUUUUUGUAUAUUUAAAGGCCUUACUGUACUUUGCCAUUCAAGGUUGUAAUCUGGCACUUGGUCUUAAGUAGCCACCAUGAUGAAUGGCAGGGUUGUCAUUUCUAAAGAGUGGGUGGGUGGUUCAGUGUUUUUUGAUAAAUCUAGCCAAAGGAAUAGGAAGGUCACAGGACAGGCAGGAUGUGAUAAUUGCCUUAUGUUGGUGCUGUAUGUGUACGGGGAUGCGGUCCAAAUGGCUCCCUAUUCCCUAUGUAGUGUACUACUUUUCAAAUGUAGUGCACUGUAUAUAGGGAAGGGUGCAAUUUGAGACAACCCCUGGCCUCUUGUAUUUUAGUUCACUCUAAGGGCCAGGGGAGGAGGUGUAAUGUUAAUCAUUAAUUUGGUAUGAGAUCAGAGCACUGGCAGGAAAUUAUACUGUUUAUGCAGUUGUAAUCAUUGUGCCAAAAAUACACUAAUAAAUAUGAAGUCUAGUUAUCA
This is a messenger RNA of Salvelinus fontinalis (brook trout), 2565 nucleotides long. Its product is annotated as sorting nexin-4-like. The transcript has 14 exons. The record is from RefSeq and is a predicted model, not a curated record. Bases 103 to 1413 code for a protein of 436 amino acids. NCBI's taxonomy places the organism in Eukaryota, Metazoa, Chordata, Actinopteri, Salmoniformes, Salmonidae. Gene Ontology annotation, biological process: protein transport. Gene Ontology annotation, molecular function: phosphatidylinositol binding.